GCUGGUCUCAAACUCUUGACCUCAGGUGAUCCACCCGCCUCGGCCUCCCAAGGUGCUGGGUUAACAGGCGUGAGCCACUGUGCCCAGCCUUGUUUUGUUUUUUUAUAUGCAUUUUUGCAAUUACAUCUGCGAGUUUAGAGCUUCCUUUUCUUCUCUGUAUUCAUUGCUACAUCCAGCCUUGGGUGGGUCCUCCCAAGGUGUCUGAUGGCUGAGCAGAGGUCUGUGGACAUCAGUGGGCCCAGUCCCCAGCUGCAGCCUCCUGCAUCCUACCCGCUCCCUUGCCCACAAGCCUCAGUCCACCCCCUCUGCCUCCUCCCCUCCCUCUUCCAUUCCUUUUCCCCCCAGGCCUUCCCUUGGCUCCCACCGCUCGUCCCUCCUGCCCAGUCUGUGAGACUCAAGCUCCCGUCACAACUGCCCCCCACCUUCGGCCUCCAGAAGGUCGGUGCCCCUCUGCUCAGACCCUCCCCAGGGGUCUUGUGCCCCUGAAUCCUCAUCAGUAGAAGCUUAUCACGCCCCCCUCACCCCAUCCCUCAGGAUCCAGAAAUAGGGGAUCCUCCUUCCCCAGUGCUGCCCGGACCACAGCGUCCCCAUACAAGCACUUGGCUCCUUCACUGGACUCCCACCCUCAGCCCACUGUGUUGCUGUCUCCACCAGCCAGCUGCCCUGGCCAGUCACCUGGGCACAAAGGGCUUGGUUCCUGCCAUUUCCCAGCCCAUUCUACCCCAAGAACUGCUGUGUCCCAGGCUUUACUGUGUCCAUGUGGCUAACGUCCUGCCCUCUCGCUUUGCCCUUUUACCCUUGUCUUAGUUCUCCAUCUCCUUUCCAUCAGCCUUCACCUUCAGCCGCCUCAGUCACCUGCUGCCAUGCCACAGCCCGGAGGUCUUCAGCCAAAGGCCCAGUCUCUCUGACCUCACCUUCCAGCCAUCUUGCUCACUUCAUUUUGGCCCUGGCCAGUACCUGUGUACUGUCUCUCCACCUGCCCACCUUCCUCUUGGCCUUGGGCUUGUGCCCCGUGGUCCAUCACAUCACCUGUCCCUUGUCAGUGUCAUUCACUCAUUCAUCCCUUCAUUCAUUCAUUCAUUCGAUCAUUCGUUCAUUCAUUCAACAAGCAUUUCUGAGGCCUCUGUGUGGCAGGCCCCGUUCUGGUUGCUGGCCUAGAGUAAUGACAAGACACACUUCCUACCCUCUCAGGACUGUGUGUCACAGGCAAAAACUGAGCAACUCAACAAAUAAAAAGCAGAAUGUGGUGCUGGGAAGGUUAGAAACAGCUCCCCCAUGUGGAGGAAAGGGAAGCCUCCCAUGGUAGUUCCUUAGCCAAGUUGUUCCCCUCUCCCCUGCCCCUCCAGCUACAAAGCAAAAGGUUCUGUGAGGAUCAGGCAGUUUGACAUCUAGCUGUAUGGUUCUCUCAAAUACCCUUGGGGGAAUUUCUGCCAAUGACCCCCAGAACUGACCCCAGGGCUUGCAGUGUGGUUUUAACAGGACCGGGUAUUCUGUCUCCCUUGGUGCCCCUCUGCUGUUCAGGUAGCCCAGGAUCCCACUGAUUGAUUAGCCACCAUCUCACAAUUGACCGUGCUUGUGGUCCACUAGACCCUUCAGAUUGUUUUCCGUUGUGACACCUUGGCCUUGACUCUGUCCUCUUUUCUGUGUGUGGCGUGUUGUGGCGACGGCCGCUCCCCAACUCCCAUCCCCACUCUUUCCCCAACUCCGGCUCCACUCACACUCCAGUUCUUCCAUUUCCCCAGUGUAAAGGCUGAGCUUCUGGUUCCGCCCCGGGCCCUGGGGAUAUAAACAUUUGCCAGAUUCUUUCUCGGCCCCAAGUCUCCUGGGGGAAACUGAGGAUUAAUUCACGUGGAGUAAGUGGUGGGAUUUGGGUAGAAGUGAAGCCUCGUCCUGUUGUGGCCAUGGUGCAGGGCUGCAGCACAGCCAGCCGUCAGUGUCAUCCGGGUCAGUAAUGCUCAAGGCGCAGUCCCUGGCCCAGCAGCAUGUCGCCUGGGAGGUGGUUAGGAAUGCAGAUUCUCAGGCCCACAGAGCCCUGAUAAACCAGGAGUUCUGGGAGGGGGUCCAGCAAUCUGUGUGUUAAGUCCUGAGGGUGAGUCUGAUGCUCACUCAAGUCUUGAGACCCACGGGUCUGGGUGAGAGAUAUGGUAGCUGGGCUGAGAUCCUGUCAGUGGGACGGGAGGGGAAGGUCCCGGGGUGUUUGGGAAGCAGAAUCGACAGGCUUUGGUGAUUGGGUGUGGAGGAGUGAGAGGGAGGCGGGCGUCAGGGGUAGCUCCAAGGUUUGGCUUAGGUGACUUCAGAUCUCCAAUCACCAAGCCCUCUCUGGUCCUGGCUUCUCCACCUGCUCCUGCGGGUCUUGCAUCUUCUCCUGUGUACCUCCAGUGAGGAGUGGUCCCCACCACCCUCCCCAUCAGUGCACUUACAAAGUGCUCUCAUCUUCACAAACAAGCCAGCACCCAGCCCAGCCCUGGUAGUCAGGGCGGUUGCCACAGCAAUUGACAUCAGCGACCUGGUCCCCAAGGAGCCUGCCACCUUCCGCCUGCCUGCAGGGCCUGCAUUAUCGCUUCUGCGGGGACUGGGGUGGAGGCAGAUGGGGACUCCCACCCCUGACACACACCCCAUUUUGAGAACUGGGUGGGGCUGGGGAGAGCCAGUGGCAAAGGGAGGGGAAGAGGGAAGGGCAGAAAGUAGGUGGGGCCCCCCUUUGGUGGCCUCUUCUGUCCACGGCCCCAGGCUCCAGCCCACUUGGGUCCUUGGCGUUGGUGGCAGCAGCACUUGGGCCAUGGCGGAGGACAGGCCGCAGCAGCCGCAGCUGGACAUGCCGCUGGUCCUGGACCAGGGCCUGACCAGGCAGAUGCGGCUACGCAUGGAGAGCCUGAAGCAGCGCGGGGAGAAGCGCCAGGAUGGGGAGAAGCUGCUGCAGCCAGCGGAGUCUGUGUACCGCCUCAACUUCACCCAGCAGCAGCGGCUGCAGUUCGAGCGCUGGAAUGUCGUGCUGGACAAGCCGGGCAAGGUCACCAUCACAGGCACCUCGCAGAACUGGACGCCUGACCUCACCAACCUCAUGACACGCCAGCUGCUGGACCCCACUGCCAUCUUCUGGCGCAAGGAGGACUCGGAUGCCAUGGAUUGGAACGAGGCCGACGCCCUGGAGUUUGGGGAGCGCCUGUCGGACCUGGCCAAGAUCCGCAAGGUCAUGUACUUCCUCAUCACCUUUGGCGAGGGUGUGGAGCCCGCCAACCUCAAGGCCUCCGUGGUUUUUAACCAGCUCUGACAGCAGCUGCCAGCUGCUGCUCUCCUCUAGCCCACCUGUGCUCUCCCCUGCCCUUGCCACUCUCCCCCCUGUAUUUUUGGGGCCAUUAUUCUCGCUGCUCAGCCUGUCCUCUGCUUGCCCAGAGGCCCCCUGAGUCCCACACCUUUCCUCCUCUGCUUCUCCCUGGGGCCAGCACUCCAGCUCACAGGAAGAAGAUUCUGAGGCUCCAUAGCCUAGAAGCUGGACUGGCUGCUGCAUUGCUAUAGACGAUAGAGGCCUACUCGGGGCCAGUGUGCAUGGACAGUGAGGCCAGGGCCAUCUGCCUUCUCUCUGCUUCAUUGUGGGAGAGAGAGACUGAGAAAGACCAAGAGAGACACAGAGACAGAGAUUGAAAAACCCAGCAUCCACUUCCUCCAGAGUCAGGGAGACAGAGAUGAUGGGGCGUCUCCACGGGGAGUCCAGCAAGCCGGCAUUCACUGCUUCCUGGCCUUGGUGCCCUUUGCCGGAGCCUGUGUCUGGGCUGCUGGUCCCAUAACGCGUUGACAACCCUCAGGAUAUGGGGCAGGGUUGCUGCAGGGGCGGAUUUGGGCAGUGGAGAGUGGCUGGCACCCUGGAGGCUGUGUAGGCCCAGCUGUGGCUCUUCUGGGCCUGACUUCAGGGUGGAGAAGUGAAGGGGGAGGUUACACAGAGAUCUGUCUCUACGCACACAUAUCCAUGAGACAGAGUGUGCUGUAUUCAUAUGGAUGUAUUCUAGAGGUCUAUUCCUACCCUAGGAACAAGUGCAGUUUUAGAUUAUCUGUUGAUCAUUGCUGCUGGUUCAAGGAUGGCUCUUAACAGGGGCCUGGUCCGGAUGACCUUGGCCUGGGGGCUUCCUGAGCUAGGAGACUGCAGUUCAGAUAGUGAAACAGGGAGUGGAUUAGUAAAGGGGGUUCCCUUUGCCUUGAGGGAAGUUGGAGCUGGAGAGAGUGGAUUCUCCAGGGCCUCAGGUAUCCCCUGCUGGGGAGUCAGGCUCUUUUGAGCUUGCAGGUCAGGGAAGGCAAGUGCUUCUUCCUGACAUAGCAUCUGUUGGCAUUUCUUGGGCUUCUUCAGUGCAACUGAGGGGGGCAGGGCGAAGGCGUGGUGGGCAGUUACGACGGCUGAUAGUCCCAAGUGGGCUGCAGGCGGCAGUGGUGUGACGGCAGAAUGCUAACCUCUGGGGUCAUUGGAUGCAACUCACUCACCAAACAGAUGGGGAAACUGAGGCACAAUUUUCAUCAGAUUCAGUUCUGACUCUUAGCCUCAUUCCCCUUCACAUUGCGCAGUCCCAGAGAGCCCCCCCCCUUUUGGGGGAGUGCCUGACCCGCACCUAACAUCAGCCAAGUACAGCUAAGCCACUGUCCCCAGCACCCUGACUUAAGGCCAGCCGUGUGUUUUGUCCUCAGCCAGUCAGGGAUGUGUCCAAGACAUUUCCCCUCAUGAAGCAAAGCUGUCAAGGAACUUGCGGCUCUGGAACAGAUGCACUGAGGGCCAGAGGGUCAGGGCCAUCCCCUGUGGCUGGGGCUGCCGGGAGGGUGAGCCCCACCUCGGAGGUGUGCAGGCUGGAGCAGCAUGCUGGAGCUGAGAUUCUGUGGGUGAGAGAGUGGGAGAGUGGCUGUGGGCUUAGCACUGGUCCUUUCUGACUCACAGCUCUGGGGCCCAUUCCGGGACAGGCUUGAAGAAGUUCCGGCCAUUGCCUGCCCUGCUGAGCACGAGGGGAGGCCAGACCUGUGUGCAGUGGCCCUGCCCUUCUGCCUCUUUGCUUGAGCUCUCCCUGCAGCUCUGGGGACCCUCUUAGUCCCGACUGCCUGUCUCCCCAGCACAUCUGUCCCGGGGCCUGAGUCCUUCUGCUGUGCCUGCUGCAGGUCCCCAAUAAAGCCUGUGCCCUGGCCUCGGUGGUGUGCAGUGUCUCGCCAUCAGCCCCCAUCCCUUUCACAAUCCCUCAUGGCCCCGAGCACUUGCUCCCUGGCCACUUCCCACACUCCCCCAGCCCUUGCCACCUUCCAAGGAGGAGGCCUGGAAUAAUCAGGGGCUUCACCGAAUCUCCUGAGGCUGGCCAGGAGCCUCCGGCCCUGACUGUUUCUCUGGUAGCCCCAGAGCUGCCUCCAUGUUGGGUGUGCAGAGAGCUGUGCUGAGGGAGGUGCCAUCUGGGCGCCGCCGAGGGCUUGGGGUAGGAAGGCACCAAACCAGGUGCAAUCUCGAGUCUCCCUGCCUUGCAGGGCCGCUGGGCAGGGGGUGGAUGGAAGGGCAGAGUUUGAGGGGUGGGGUGAGGUCCGGCCUGUGCCCAGGUUUAGUCUGGCUUCUGUCACGGAUGUGCUGUGUGUCCUCAGGCAGCUCCCAACCCCCUCCCAGCCUCAGGCCUUCCAGAGUGAACAGCUUGGUUCUGUGAAGGUCCUUCCAGCCCCACCCUCCGGGAACUGUCAAACCUGUGCUGGUCUAGACUGACAUGGGCAAGAUGUAGCCCCAAGGCCACGUGACUUCAGUGCCUCACUUGAUCCUUCCUCACAGCUCUGUUCCCUCAUCACCACUCUGAAACGCACUCAUUUUUGGACAGGGACAACUGAGGCCCAGAGGAGGCGGCCUCCUGCCCAGGUCACAGAGGGCGUGGAGGGGCUGGAAGCAGGUGUGGGUGGGCCAGGCUCUUGGCCUGUGGACCUUUGGCCCCAUGACACUGGUCCCUGGGAUGGACCCGGGAGAUGGGCCCCACCCACCUGAGAACCCAGGCUUGGGUUGGGCUGGCUUCUUUCCUGGAGACCAAGUCAGGCCCUGCCUUGGGGGUCUCACCAGUGGUUUUGUUUUGGAAUGAGCCCUGCUUCAAAAUCCAACCCCACCACUCUCCUGGGUCACACAGCCCCUUUCAUGCCCGCCUCAGAGUAGCUGCUGCCCCCUGGUUUCCCUUUCACACACCCCUCACAGCAUGCGCAGAACCCUUCCCCAGCCCCGCACCCAACCCCCACCCCCGGUCUCUCAGGGGUCUCUGCCUCCCUGACACCCCCUCCCCAAGCUUGCCUUCCAGCCACUCCUGGAGUUGCCCGAGACAGAGGAAUCCAGCCUCCCACCCUCAGGACUGCAGUAGAAGCCUGGCUCUAUCCCCAGAGUGCAGGAAUGGCAAAUGACCCAUUUUCCCUGGAAACCACAAGAAACCGCAGGGAAAGAAACCUGCCUUUCCCUGAGCUCUGUGCCCAGAGAGGCAGCUAGUGUGGUGAGCGACCUAGCCAGCCCCGCCCUGCCAGCUGGAUGGCCUUGGGCAACCUCUGAGCUUGUUCCUCAUCUGUGAGUUGGGGCCAGCAAUGGCACCUCUCUCGAGGCUGUUGUGAGGGUGAAAUGGGCGAGUGUCCACCAAGUGCUCGAGCUUCCCGGAGCCUGCACACAGUCACCCUCCCUCCCUGAGUUUGCCCAUGGUUACUGCCCCAUCACCAUAGACACACGGUCUCCCCUCUCAGUUAUCCCGGGGGUGGGGGUACAGGAGAACCUGUGGAGAGCUGAAGUGAGUUGCCUGAGGCAUCCUAGGCCAGUGCCGAUGGCAGCAGGCGCAGGGCGGAGGGGUGGGCAGGAACCCGGCCUGGCUCUGUGGUCCGAGAGAGCGGCCAUGGGGGAGUGUGUCCUCCUCCGUCACCAUCGCCACCUCAGAGCGGCCCAGCAGAGACCAUUAGCCUUCACAUGAUUGCUGGGGAGCUGGAGGCCCGGGGGAAGGGGGACUCCCCCAAGGCUGGGGGUCCCUGCCCGGUCUCAGCCGCCACAUGAACAGGACCUGCCGUGGCCACUCUGUGGUGCGUCAACACCCUGGUCUCCAGUGGAGAGCAGCAGGGCUGUGCUCUCCCAAGAAGGCAGGGGGUGCCCACCACUUUCCUGGCCUCCUGCAGUCAUGGCAUCUGAAACGGGGAGUUUGAGAGUCUUGGAAUCAGAAGCUGAGAGUUGAGGAAUCUCAGAUACUCAGGACCAGGGACCCACUAGUUUUGAGGACUCACAAAGGCCCGUGGCUUACCUUACCCAGCUUGGGUUAUACAGGAAACCUCCCUGUAGCCCCCAUUCCACAGCCCUGGCGGCGUGGCUCAGAAACGCUCCGCACUGGCCCUCUGGGGUCCCAGGCAGAAAUGUGAAAAGCUCCCUGCCUGUGCCCCACAUCUGCACACACCACCUCCACACACGCACACACUUGCAGGCAGAUCCUGAGCAGCUUCCCUCCCUGGGCUGCCGACCCCCGCCUUCUCCACUCUGUCGCACAGCUGGGCAGAGGGUCCUGUCUGCCACUACCCGGGGAAGAUUUAAGAGCAGCCACUUGGGUCUAGGUGGGAGUCUCCAGGGACAAUCCAGGAGCCAGGGAUGCUGUGGUGCACUCAUGGGUGGGACCCUGGGGUUUCUGGGCCCAUUCUGCCGUGGGUGGCCGUUGGUGGAUCACAUCCCAGGGGGUCAUGAGGGAGGCGGCAGAUCCUGCCAGUCCUUGCCUUGCUGCCAGGUCAGCCCAAGUCAGUAAAGCCUCGUAAGCAUGCAGUAGGUGAUGGGGAGCUUCUCCUUUCUCCUCUUGGGAAGGAGGUUGACCAGGUCAUCUCAGUUCCCUCCCAGCCCUGAGGUUUUCAGACUGUUGUGUGAAGGCACACAUGUGUACACCAACACAGAUGACCCCUCAUGUGUGCACAGCUCUCUACAGUUUAUGAAAGAGCUCCAAGGCUGUCUCCUUUAGUUCUCAUAACAGCCCUGGAGGUAGUGUAGGUAGAUGAGGAGACUGAGACUCAGAGGUGGCCCCGUUGAAAGUGAAGUCACUGCCAUGCACCGCAGUGGGUAAUGUGGUAUUAAGUAGUGUGUACAGGUCACCAGCCGGUCAAGGCUGCCCUGUGACCAGUGUGGGGGAUUUUCCUCCCAGGAAGACUCCAGCCAGCUUUGGAGCUGGGCCAGGCCCUGUGCUGGGUGCUGGAGAUCUGAGAAUGAGUCAGACUUGGCCCCUGUCCCCAAGGAGCUCCUCCCAGUGGGCAGGGAAAAGAGAGCCAUGCUGGGGUGCCAGGAGAAGGGGCUGCCUGACUGUUGGGGGGGUGCUCAGCGGAAGGUGCCUCAAAGCUGCUGCUCAGCUGGCCCCUAAGAGACAAGGGAAGGAGGCAGAGGGAGCCACAUGUGCGUGGGGGAGGUGGCUUGAAGUGGCAUGGGUGUUUGGUGGUUGUGGUAGAUGGGACCCGAAGGAGGGAGUGUUUGAGGGAUGAGGCUGAGAGCGUGGACUGCCGGGCCAGGUGGCUGGUGUCCGUGGUGAUGGGGAAUUUCUACUGUAGACAGCGAGAGGGUAGCGAGCACAGCCUGAUGGACUCCUCGCACCCAUCCCUUCACUUUGACACUUGCCAGCCUAUGGCUAGUCUUAUUUCCUCUACACACCCCUGCACUUUGCCCAGACAGCAUCUUAUUUCAUCUGUAAAUAUUUCCGGAUGCGUCUCUGAAAGAUAAGGACUCAAAAAAAAAAAAAAAACCAUAAUACCAACUUAUAAAAUAAUCCCUUGAUAUCAUC
This is a messenger RNA of Gorilla gorilla gorilla (western lowland gorilla), 8753 nucleotides long. RefSeq names its product olfactory marker protein (gene OMP). The transcript has a single exon. NCBI's taxonomy places the organism in Eukaryota, Metazoa, Chordata, Mammalia, Primates, Hominidae. The record is from RefSeq and is a predicted model, not a curated record. Bases 2588 to 3271 code for a protein of 227 amino acids. Gene Ontology annotation, cellular component: cytosol; nucleus; neuronal cell body. Gene Ontology annotation, biological process: signal transduction; sensory perception of smell.